AUGGAGCUUGAAGGUGUUGAUGCUAUAUUAGCACAAAACAAAUUGAUGCAUCAACAAAUCCAACAACAAAUGGAAAUGAUGGCGAAUAGAAUAGAUGGCCUCCAAUUAGCCUCAAUGAGUACAAUAAGUCAACAUUCAAUUGAAUGGGGCCAAGGUGAAGUAGGCAAUGUUGAGCAGCAACAAGAACAAGUUCAAUACAUGCAGAAUGCUUCAAAUUCUUCUCAGAAUGAAUUCCAUGGUGACACAUACAACUCAUCCUGGAGGAACCACCCCAACCUGAAGUGGGGUGAGAAUCAAAAUCAGUGGCAAAAGAACAACAACUCCAACCACUCCCGCAACACAAACAACCAAAAUCAUUCAUCUAACAAUACUAACCAAUACAAGAAACCACAAAACACAUAUCAACCACACCACAACAAUUCACAAAUUCACCAAAAUAACUUCUCCACACCACCAUUCAACUCACAAAAUGCCCACUUCAAUGCUUCUAACAACUUCCAGCCACAACAAUCACACCCUAUCAUACUACCCAUUGACCAUCAUGAAACCAGGAUCUCAAGUCUUGAAGCAGCCUUGCAAGCCCUUACCCAAAACACACAGUCACUUACCCAGACCACUCAAGGUUUAGCCAAGGGGCAGGAGACCUUGAUCAAAGGACAAGAGAGACAUGAAGAAACCAUGAAGAGCCUUGAGCGGCAAAAGUUCUCUCUUCAGGAAGCAAUAAAGUCUAAAGAAGAGGAGAAGAUAGACAAUAGGAAGGAUGAAACAGCAUUAACCUCCAAGAAAGGCAAUGAGACUUUGAAGCCACAACAAGAUGACAAGAAAGAAGGUGUAAAGCCCUAUGCACCCAAACUUCCCUACCCACAGAGGUUACACAAGGAAACAAGGGACCAACAAUUCCCAAAAUUCUUGAAAAUCUUUAAGAAACUUGAAAUCAACAUUCCAUUGGCCGAAGCUUUGGAGCAAAUGCCAUUAUAUGCGAAGUUCCUUAAAGAAUUGAUCACCAAGAAGAGAAGCUGGCAGGAGAAAGAAACCGUGGUUCUUACUCAAGAGUGUAGUGCCAUCAUUCAAAAGGGACUUCCACCAAAACUCAAGGAUCCAUGCAGCUUCCUUAUACCAUGCACAAUUGGGAACAUGGCCAUUGAUAAAUCACUUUGUGACCUGGGAGUAAGCAUCAACUUAAUGCCUCUUGCUAUGAUGAAGAAAUUGAUGAUAGAAGAGGUUAAACCUACAAGGAUGUCACUACAACUUGCUGACAGAUCCCUCAAAAUACCAAAUGGAGUAGUGGAAAAUCUCUUGGUGAAAGUGGGAAAUUUUAUAUUCCCAGCCGACUUUGUAUUCUUGGACAUGGAUGAAGAGGGGAGUAACUCGGUCAUUCUUGGUAGACCUUUUCUGGCCACUGCCAGGGCAAUUAUUGAUGUUGAGAAAGGAGAAAUAGUUCUCAGGAUACAUGAGGAGCAAAUGGUUAUCAAUGUCUUUAAGGCCAUGCAAUACCCUGCAGAGAAAGAGAAUUGCAUGAGAGUUGAUGUGGUGGACACUUUAGUUGAAGAAGUUCUUGUAGCGAACCAACCAGAGGAAAUCAAAGACAUACAAGAGGGAGAUUAUGAAGAAACACAAGCACUGGAAGAACCAAUCGAAGCCAAGAGUGAACGUGCAUCACAAUAA
Arachis ipaensis is the source of this 1665-nucleotide messenger RNA. Lineage: Eukaryota; Viridiplantae; Streptophyta; Magnoliopsida; Fabales; Fabaceae. The record is from RefSeq and is a predicted model, not a curated record.